AUGGAGAAGUUGGGCUGUACCUGUCCCGAUUUUAAUUUUAAAAAUGUUUGGGACGGAGUUGUCGACUAUUUUAGGAGAUGCAAAGCAAACAUCCCUUCCAAAGGGAAGAGCGCUGACAACGCGGGAACAAAUGAAAUAGAAACAGGAGUAUACGAAGUCCAUAAAACUCCCAAUUUUCUCCCGCCCCAGUCUUCAUCUGAAACUGAUAAUAGCACGGUCAUCUACAAGGCGCUUUGGUCAUUUGAGGCUCGAGCGGAGGACGAACUUUCAUUUAAAAAAGGAGACCAGUUCAAAAUUCUUGAGCGCUCCCCGACAGGCGACUGGUGGAAAGCGGAGAGAAUAGAUCGAAAUGGAGAGGCUAAGGCCACUGGCUUUGUCCCUCACAAUUACCUGGCAAGACAAGAGGCUGUCGACUCCCAGCCAUGGUAUUUUGGGAAGUUGAAUCGCUUUGAGACCCAAAGCUUGCUAAUGGCUCCCGGGAAUGAGGUGGGGGCCUUCUUGGUGCGACAGAGUGAGAAAGAAGACGUGGGCUGCGUGCUGUCAGUGAAAGUGAGUGAAAAAGAGGUGACGCACUUUAAGGUACAUGAGGAUGAAGAGGGUGGCUUUUUCGUCGACCAGAACGACACAUUCUCAAGUCUGGGAGAGCUGGUGGAGUUCUACAGGACAAAUUUCAUGGGUUCCAACACCAAGCUAAAAGAGCCAUGUAUGCGGCCAGAGCCCAAGCCCCAGGACCUGUCCCAUAUUACAGUGGAUGACUGGGAACUACCCAAGAACCAGUUCAGUCUGGAGGAGCAACUGGGCAGUGGUUACUUUGCUGACGUUUACCGGGGCAAGUGGAAGGGUAUGGUCAACGUAGCCAUCAAAAUCCUCAAAAACAACGACACUUUGGAUCAUAAGGAAUUUCAGUUAGAGACUCAAAUACUGAAGAAACUUAGACACAGACAUCUCAUCUCGCUCUUUGCCAUCUGUACGGACACGACCCCCUUCUACAUCAUCACUGAGCUCAUGGAGAAAGGCAAUCUGCUCUACUUCCUGCGAGGGCAGGAAGGUCGAAGCCUUGAUUUUAUGGCCCUCACUGACAUGGCUUCCCAGGUGGCUGACGGAAUGGCUUAUUUGGAAUCCCAAAACAGUAUUCACAGGGACCUGGCUGCACGGAAUGUUCUAGUAGGGGGGGACUGCAUCUGUAAAGUGGCUGAUUUCGGCUUGGCCCGAGUCAUUAAGGAACCGUUUUAUGAGUCUGAGGAUAAGACAAUACCAUAUAAGUGGAGUGCACCAGAGGCCAUCAGUCAUGGAAGAUUUUCUAACAAAUCAGACGUGUGGUCAUUUGGUGUUCUCCUCUACGAAAUAUUCAGCUAUGGCGGUGCCCCAUAUCCAACUUACUCCAAUCACGAGGUGUUUCGACUCAUCUCCUCCGGCUACAGAAUGCCUUCCCCCCUGAACUGUCCGGACCAUAUUUAUGACAUAAUGCACUUGUGCUGGAAAGGACCGCCAAACGAACGGCCUGACUUCAGAGAGCUGAAACCUCUCUUGGAAGAAGCAGGUCGCUAUUCCGACUGGACAGGAGAGUACGACAGUGACACUGCAGAUCCACCAGAGGGCAGCAAUGAGAAAAAUCAGCCUCUUGAAAAAGCUGAGACAGAAUCCUGA
Molecule: messenger RNA, 1647 nt
Organism: Chanos chanos (milkfish)
Lineage: Eukaryota; Metazoa; Chordata; Actinopteri; Gonorynchiformes; Chanidae
Gene: ptk6a
Product: PTK6 protein tyrosine kinase 6a
Exons: 8
Coding region: 1-1647 (548 amino acids)
Biological process (GO): protein phosphorylation
Molecular function (GO): protein tyrosine kinase activity; protein binding; ATP binding
Source: RefSeq, a predicted model, not a curated record